This is a messenger RNA of Manihot esculenta (cassava), 1501 nucleotides long. RefSeq lists its product as uncharacterized. NCBI's taxonomy places the organism in Eukaryota, Viridiplantae, Streptophyta, Magnoliopsida, Malpighiales, Euphorbiaceae. The transcript has 2 exons. The record is from RefSeq and is a predicted model, not a curated record. The coding region runs from base 273 to 1067 and encodes 264 amino acids.
ACUAACUAUUUGUCCAAAUCUUUAUAGGUUCAGAGAAAAAAAGGAGAGGAAGAGUGGAGGGUUUUAUGUGAAUAACCCACUUCUUUUUCCUCUUUUCUUCUUCGAUCAAGUAUCACCGGUCUCCUUCAUAAAAUUGUUAAUGGUGCUAAUGAUAGCAAGGGGAGACCUUCAUGGUAUGAGUUAAUGGUUAAUGAUGACCAGUUUUCAGGUUUGGUUUCUGUAGGCAUAGAAUGUGAUUCUGCUUUCUCAAGUUACUUGCCUUUGCUAUCAAAAUGUGGAAUUUUGCGUCCAAUUGCUUAGCUGGAAGUGUCGGUUUUAACCCUACUCAAAAGCUAAAUCAAGUUGCAGCGGAUGACUCAGAUGAUGAGUUGUCCUCAGUUAUUAGCAGAGAAGAAGGCUUAGAGUGCCCAAUAUGCUGGGAGUCCUUCAAUAUUGUAGAAAAUGUGCCUUAUGUUUUAUGGUGUGGCCAUACGCUUUGUAAGAAUUGCAUACUAGCACUUCAAUGGGCGGUCGUGAAAUUUCCCACAUUACCAAUUCAACUUCCCCUCUUUAUUUCCUGUCCCUGGUGCAAUUUGUUAUCCUUCCGUCUUGUCUACAGAGGGAGCUUGAGAUUUCCUCGCAAGAAUUACUUUCUCCUUUGGAUGGUUGAAAGCAAGAACGAUGAUGGACAUAAGUCUCAUAAUACCUUCUGUGAAGAUCGUCAACCUCUAUGGUCAUCAGACAGCAAUUUAGCUCCCAGAAAUGAGUCAAGUCACAAUAACAUCAGAAGGGGUCAUCAUCCAGAACAAUCAAGAAUGGAUCAUAAUCAUAAUCAUAGCAAUAUCAUCCUCGAUUUCGGGAGAAUUAAAUCUUCCCUUCAGAAGUCACUGUUUUUCUUCAUUCAUCUGACAGCUAAGUUUCCUUUGGUCAUUAUAUUCCUUUUGAUCAUAUUAUAUGCCAUACCUGCCAGUGCUGCCAUUUUGGCCCUGUACAUUCUUAUUACAGUUCUGUUUGCUAUCCCAUCAUUUCUAAUACUGUAUUUUGCUUAUCCUAGUCUGGAUUGGCUUGUCAGAGAAAUCAUCACUUGAUAAUGACAAGGCAAUUAGCUUCUUAGUCUGUAAUCUUGUGAAUAGAAGUUUUCACGUAGAAACUGGCUUCUAUUUAUGUAGAUGCGUACACUUAGUAAUUUGACGACUUUCCAGUUUCCAAGGCUGCCUCAAUUCUUUGCUUCCAGGUGGUACAUGUUCUUUAAACCUUUCAUUUUCAGAAGCAUGCCUGCUUUCUGUAGAACUUGACUGGGAUCGAGGUUGUGUGUGUUCUGGAGUUUUGGGGACAAAGAAGGCCACCACAUGGAAACCAUGCCACCAAUUUAGAUUUGCUUUGCGGAUUAGCAAAGCUAUUGUAAUUACACAAAUAUCUGAUUUGUAUGAGAACUUUUAAGAAAGAGCUGGAUUUCUUCUUUGUACUGAGACCCAUGUUUAUAGAACGAUUGAAUCUAGAUUAUGCUUCUGCUUCCCAUGUA